AUGGCUAUUAUACUGCCCACCAUAUACUACUCGCGAAAGCCGUCGCCGCCAAACGCGUCGCCGAGCCCACCACUACGCAAGCCGCUCAGCUUCCUCGUGGUCCUGCAUACCCUCUACGUGCUCUAUACCCUCCUGCUCAAAUACCCGCCAAACCUAUUCAAAGUACUAGACAUACCCCUCACGACGCCGUCAGAUAAUAUCCGUAUUCUGCUAAAACGAUAUGCUGGGGGAGGGGAGCUACCACCUGCGUUGGAUGCCCUGUUGACCCGCCUCUCCAGCUUUGACGCCAGGACGUUAUAUGUCAGGUUGGGGCAAUCUGUGAUAGAGAGCUGUGACUAUUGUCAUACGCCGUCCGAAUACGCGUUACAUGCUCUGCCGAACCCUCUCCUGGAGUAUCUGCGAGAGGCGGCGGUCGUAGGACUCGUCACGAUCCAGGGGAGCUUCCGAGAGCGCUGGAGGAAAUGGGGCGUCGGAGUCCUCGUGGCCACAGCUGUUCUGGAGGCGUACUGGAUAUUGACAGUCGAGAUCAGAAUACCCAGGAGCGGGAAGGGCGUCACGAUGUGGCAUGACUUAUUCUGGACGAUCCGGUACCUCAUAUUCCUCGUGCUCGUCCCGGUGCUCCAUAUCCUCCCCUCGCGUCCGCCCGUGCCCUCGCCUCUAGCGUCCCUGCACACCGUCGCAGCCUCGAUAGAGCAGUCCAUAUACGGCCUGCGCCUCUUCUCGGCAACGCACGCCGCCAUCAUGCGCGUACCGGAGACGCGUGCUGCGCAGGUCGAGCACUUCGCUCGGGAGCGCCAGGAGGGGCGGUGGGCGAGGGAAGACCCCGACGUGCAGAGACGCGCGGAGGUGCUCGGGCUGGGGUAUGCUGAGGAGGAGGGCAGGUUGAGGGCCAGUGCGAGGGCGGCCGUGCAGGCGCUGCAAAAUGGGUUUUCUGGAAACCGGACUUGA
Gloeophyllum trabeum ATCC 11539 is the source of this 948-nucleotide messenger RNA. RefSeq lists its product as uncharacterized. The transcript has 3 exons. The record is from RefSeq and is a predicted model, not a curated record. Lineage: Eukaryota; Fungi; Basidiomycota; Agaricomycetes; Gloeophyllales; Gloeophyllaceae. Bases 1 to 948 code for a protein of 315 amino acids.